This is a messenger RNA of Sporothrix schenckii 1099-18, 1596 nucleotides long. Its product is annotated as nuclear divisionprotein rft1. Bases 1 to 1596 code for a protein of 531 amino acids. The transcript has a single exon. NCBI's taxonomy places the organism in Eukaryota, Fungi, Ascomycota, Sordariomycetes, Ophiostomatales, Ophiostomataceae. The record is from RefSeq and is a predicted model, not a curated record.
AUGUCUACUGCCGUUGAAUACGCUCCACACAGCUUUGGCCACCCCAUGGGUGACACUAUGGCGAGACCUCACCAUGGAUGGAGCCAUGAUCCCUAUGCUCUUCGUCAGGGCAGCGAUCACAGGGCUUUCAUUACGCAGGACGCCGGUCGAGAGCGUGUGCAGCUCCCCGGACCUUCCAGUCUCUUCUCCGCCGCUGCUGCUGCCGCUGCCGCUACUUCCUCGCCCGCAUCCAUGUCAUCACCGCAUAUGAGUAGCCAUCAGCCGCCUCUGCAUUCGUCUGCUGGACGUGACUCUCCCCCGUAUUCCUCGUCGGGUCGCCCCCCGUCCUAUUAUGGUGGUGACUACGCAACGCCGUCUCCCGUGGGCCAGACACCACCCCAACUCCCCGCACCCAAUGUGGAUGCCCAUGGUCUUCCGGGACCACUUGCUCUCCGUACGACCAUUCGCGGCCCGGAUUCCCGUUUCUCGCCGACACAGUCUCCCGCGUCCAGCGUCCGUUCGGACGACUUUGACUUGGGUCCCCGGUACCAGCAGCAGGCGCUCUCCCAUCUCCCUACCACGCCUCGCUAUCGCAGCCGGGAUCCACCUUCAUACCAUCACCAGCCGCCAGCACCCACCUCCUCGCCUCCAAAUGUCGGCGUGCAUUAUUCAAAGGCGGUGGUAGCAGCAGCGACAGCGUAUCCAACGCCGAAUAGCCGCUCCAUUUAUCCUCCCAUGCACCCGACAAGUCCAACAUCAGGACCAGGCCGCCUUCCUGCAGCAUCCACCUCGCCACGGUCCGAGGCCAAGCAAAUUUCCAUAACCAGCCUGCUGAGCGAGGAGUCCGCAGCCAAAGCUGCAGUACCACGGCCACCGCAGACGCCAUACCACCAUCCGGCAAGCAAUGACAGCACGGCGUCCAAGACGCCAAUGCUGAGCCCGGCCCAGUCGGUCGUCAACUCGGAGUACCGCAUCAAUGUUCGGCAGCAGCCAAUAGCAGCACGAUCAUGCGGGUUUGGCGAACGUGAUCGUCGUGUCAUCGAUCCGCCUCCCAUUGUGCAGCUCACCAUUGACGACCCGGAUGCAACACCAGAAGAGAUCAGUAUGCGCCUUCGCUUCCAGUUUACGGUGCUGCACUGCUCCAUCUGGAAUGAGACGGGAGAGCAGGACAACUCAGCCAUGCCAGAAGACUACCGCCAACAGCGCCGACUCAUGGGCACGUUGGUCUCAUCGCCUUUUGUGGGCCAGGAUGAAAAUGGCGAGGAGGGCUGUUUUUUCUGCUUCCCGGACCUGUCCUGCCGCACACCAGGCUCAUUCCGCCUUAAGUUUGCGCUUGUGGUCCUAGAUCCCCUGGGUAUGCGUGCUGGCGGCUCAUCGCCUAUCAUGGCCACGGCUAUGAGCGAUGUCUUCACCGUCUAUAAUGCCAAGGACUUCCCUGGAAUGCAAGCCAGCACGGCCCUGACCAAGCGUCUCAAGGAGCAAGGUUGCCUUAUAUCGAUCAAGAAGGGCAACGACAAGACCAGCGCUGCCCAUGGUCGCGAGGAAAGCGAAGAAGACGACGAGGCCGGCGAUGGCGCGACUGCAGGCAAAGGCCGGAAGCGUGCGAAGAGAUCGUAA